This is a messenger RNA of Dibothriocephalus latus, 586 nucleotides long. The record is from the annotation of a GenBank genome assembly. Lineage: Eukaryota; Metazoa; Platyhelminthes; Cestoda; Diphyllobothriidea; Diphyllobothriidae.
CUCGUAGCCGCCUAUGAUGUUGACGAGGAGGGUGAGGAAAAAGCAGGUGAAAACGAAGCCACCAAUCCCGCUGGCGUCUGGGCUUCUUGUCCUGAUUCCAUAUCAGCGGAGCUGCAACUCAUCUGCCGAGAGGAGCUUCUUAGGUGUCUCGAAGAGAUGGGUUCUUGGCAGGAGCUCGACGAGCUGGCUACUAGCACCGCCAGUUCUCUCUUGGGGGCGUCUUCCCCGAGUCCUGAGGGUGCCACUACCACCUCCUCCUCAGCCCUCGUCGCCAGCGCCAGCACGACAAGCAAGGACUCGCUCGUACAGGCCGAAAUUGAAGCACGCUGUGGGACCGUUUCUGUCAGUCAGGAGCAACUGCAGCGUCUUGAGGACAUUCUACAGCCGAGACUCAAUGCCGUCGAUAUGGGUUCCUACUUUGAGUCAAAGUACCCUUACGAAUUGGCUAUUCUUAGUGUUCUCGAAAACAAUUGGCCAAAGGCAAGGUCAUUUUGCGAGGCCGCUUUUAAACAACUGUCGCAGGUGGGUUUUCGUUCUUAUUCCUUUACUUCAUCUUUUAUUUCACUUGAAAGUUAAAUUAAACUAA